AUGUCUUUGGUAACUGCUUCUCGAACAUUUCUUUCAAGUUUUGCUGGAGUCAAGCAUAAUGCUCUUCUGUCUACAACAUACUUGGCUCGCACCUUAAAAACCUCGGCAUCAGCUCAAAUGGCGGCGGAGGUAGCCAAGAAAAGGGCUCCUUUUAACAAGACAUUUGCGAUUUAUCGUUGGAACCCCGAUGAACCGAUCACUAAACCUCAUUUACAAAAUUAUGAAAUUGAUCUAAAUACAUGUGGUCCGAUGGUCUUGGAUGCGCUCAUUAAGAUCAAAAAUGAACUGGACCCUACGUUGACAUUCCGUCGCUCAUGUCGUGAAGGAAUUUGUGGAUCCUGCGCUAUGAAUAUUGAUGGUGUGAAUACUUUGGCGUGUUUAUGUAAGAUUGAUCGUAAUGCGUCAAAGAGCAAAAUUUAUCCUUUGCCUCAUAUGUAUAUCGUCAAAGAUAUAGUUCCAGAUCUGACACAUUUCUACAAACAAUACAAAUCGAUUGAACCGUACCUCAAAAAAAAGACCGAACUCAAAGAAGGUGAACGUGAAAACUUGCAAAGCAUCGCGGAUCGUAAGAAAUUAGAUGGUCUUUACGAAUGCAUCUUAUGUGCCUGUUGCUCUACUUCGUGCCCAAGUUAUUGGUGGAACUCCGAUGAAUACCUUGGUCCGGCUGUGUUGAUGCAGGCUUACAGAUGGAUGGCUGAUACCAGAGACGAUUUUGCUCACGAGAGACGUGAAGCUUUGCAGAAUCCUUUCUCGGUCUAUCGAUGCCACACUAUCAUGAAUUGCACGCGUACUUGUCCCAAGGGCUUGAAUCCUGGAAGAGCGAUCGCACAGAUUAAGAAAGAUAUGGCAUUGGAUUAA
Messenger RNA from Ambispora leptoticha, 858 nucleotides. The record is from the annotation of a GenBank genome assembly. NCBI's taxonomy places the organism in Eukaryota, Fungi, Glomeromycota, Glomeromycetes, Archaeosporales, Ambisporaceae.